Molecule: messenger RNA, 828 nt
Organism: Serendipita indica DSM 11827
Lineage: Eukaryota; Fungi; Basidiomycota; Agaricomycetes; Sebacinales; Serendipitaceae
Source: the annotation of a GenBank genome assembly
AUGUCCUACCAAGAGCCCGCUGCGUCUGGCUACGAGCUCACAGCGGCAGAGAUUGACCCCGCACACCAUGCCAUCGUCCCCUCGGAUGACCAGCAGGACCUUGCUUUCCGCUCUAUCCGUGCCCUCGACCCGGUCGCCCUGACCCCGUAUGGGGAACUCAAGGACCAGUCGGUACGCAGGACACAAAAGGGAAUUCGACCUAUGAUCUGGACGCUUCACACCGGUCAAUGUGUCCAGGUCCAUGUCCCUUACGAUUCAUGGCGCCGUGCUACUUGCAACUCCGAAGCAGUUCGUGCAGCCAUUCAAAAGGCGUACUUAAAUCUCCUUCGCCACAAGGAAGACCCCGUAAUCGUCAAGCCGGGCAUGAUCUCCCUCAAAGUACUCUCUAAACAUGAUCCCCAGCACCGCUCCACUAUUCAGACGCUUCGACAGGGCUCGUUUGACUCCAAUUCGACCCGCGCGUCACUCGAUUCCUCUCGAUACGACUCGUCCCACCAAGCUCGUCACUCGUCACACGUCCGCUCACGGUCACAGGGUUCGCGUACGCCUCAUAGAACGCAUUCACAUCCUCAACCGAUCCCCCCAGCCCCAACGCCAAUCCCCCCACAGCCCGUCGUCAGACCAAAUGUCCUCACCAGAUUAAAUACGAGUCGGACGAUGCUGAGCAAUGCCAGUCGCUCCCAACCUGCCAGUCCAGCCCACCCCUCUCCCUACGUCUCUGUGACGCACUCUGGACAAGCACCCUACGUUCGCGUCCAGCCUGGCGGAUCGGGUGCUGCUGCGGGAUACGACCCGUAUUCGACGCGGUAUCCCACAUAUGCUCAUUAG